GCGCCAGCAGCACAUCCAGGAAGCCGGCUUCAUCAGUCAUGAUCCGCAGCAGCGCAGGUCCUGCGCAUGAAUUCGCGCUCUGCGAAGUUGAGCUGCAGGUCGCCCCAGUUCCUUGCGACUUGCUUCUUGACAAGGGCUGGAUCAUCCAUGGUCGCACGGUCUUCGUUUUCCCUCCAGAACAGGCGCAUCGAGCAAAGCUGGAGGGCGCUGGCGAAGCUUGCGAGCGAGCUGGUGGCA
Symbiodinium pilosum is the source of this 237-nucleotide messenger RNA. Lineage: Eukaryota; Dinophyceae; Suessiales; Symbiodiniaceae. The record is from the annotation of a GenBank genome assembly.